Molecule: messenger RNA, 2036 nt
Organism: Vespula pensylvanica (western yellowjacket)
Lineage: Eukaryota; Metazoa; Arthropoda; Insecta; Hymenoptera; Vespidae
Product: sperm-tail PG-rich repeat-containing protein 2-like
Exons: 10
Coding region: 885-2036 (383 amino acids)
Source: RefSeq, a predicted model, not a curated record
CUUGCCAAAAAAUUGAAGAUUGUAUCUAACAGCUGAAAAUCAAGACAAAUUUGUAACAAAAGAAAAGACAUUUUCGAACAGUAAAGUGAUGUUGCUGAAGCAAUGACAUAACCUCAACCGGUAAAAAGUUACGUCGUGCGUAUCAUAAAAAUUGGAAUUAUGGCGUAUAAUAGAGCCGAAAGAUUUCCAAAAUUGAUUACGCAGACUCCUGUACGUGUCGGUCCUGGUACUUACGAUGGAUCGUUUAUAUCAAAGCCACCACGAGAUUUAGACUGUCGAUAUCCUUUUUUAAAUGGCACACAAAGAGAGACUUUGACUAUAUCGAGAGACACAAUUCUUUUCCCAGGACCUGGUUCGUACGAUCCAAUUGAACCGCAACGGCACAUUCCAGAACGUAGAAUCGUUGAACGAUUUUCUAUUUCAAUUUCACCUUAUUCAUUUUCAAUGGCUUUUAUAAAUUCCAGGGAGGUGUCAGUAUCGAUUAUACCGAGGCUAGAUUAAAAAAGAAAAUUUACGAAGGACCAGGUCCAACAGAAUACGAUCUACCAGAUGAUCUAUUUAAAAAAACACGAAAAGAAAUUAGAUCUCAUCCUGGCACUUGGAAAGGAGCAGCCGGAAAAGUAAAAUGUUUUUAAUUCGUUCAUACUCGUCGUUUAUCACCGUCAUCUUCUUUUCAGCUAUGGUUAAUAAAACCACCACGUUCGAUCAUAACUCCUGGAAUAUCCGUACCUUCGAAACGUGACGUUUAUGGUUAUACUAUUAACGAGCACGGAAUACUUGUGAAAAUUUCACCUAUCGAAGAUGAACCAGCUUUCAUAUAUGACAUACCAAGAGGAGAAGAAAAUUUUACUACUAUCAGAUAUAAAGGAAACUUUUGGAGUAGAAUGACUGGAAGGAAAGAGAAAAAAGUCUUCGUUACGCCAGGACCAGGGGACUAUGAGCACGAAACGAAAAAAUCUCCUACGCAAAUUUACGAUGAAAAGUUUAGGGAAAUAAAAAGGGCUGGGUCAAGACAGCCGCGUUACCUCGAAGCGAUGUACCGUCAAAAAUUACGUGAAGGAUUUCCAGGUCCAAGUCAUUACGAUCCACCUAAGAGCACGUUUGAAAAGUAUAAAAAGAUCGAUUGUAAAUGCGAUAAGUAUACUUUGGAACCUCCACCUUUUUGUCAAACUGCAGAGAGAUUUGAUCACGGAGAGUGUACCGAUACUCCUGGUCCAGGAACGUACGAAAUCAAGAAACCAAAAUGUUCUUUCACUCACAUAUGUCGAGCACCGUUUGGAAGUCUCGUUUCUCGAUUUAAAGAUGUUGAUGAUGAUACAUGUCCAGCACCGGAUAAAUAUGAUAUAGUAACAGGAAAUAUUUCUUACGAAUCUGCAAAACGUUUUAAAUAUAGUUACGAGAGAUCAAUACCACGUUCAACGUCGGAAAAGAUCGUUACUCCUUAUAGUAAGAGGAAAUUAAUCGAUAAGAUAGAAGAAGUAAAACAAGUAUCUGAGAAAAGUUACGUACAUCAUGCUGUUUUUAAAUCAAGAACGGACAGAUUUCGUAGAGUUCUUAAAGGGAUCGAUGCGCCGGAUCCUGGAGCUUACGAAGCUUUAACCUCCUUCAAGGCUAAUCGUGAUCGAUGCGACUUCCUCUGCCGACGUUUGGCUCCACCCUUCCUUUCGAGUGCCCGUCGUGUUCUCGAGAUUACCAAAGGAAUCGAUAUGACAGUACCAGCUUCGACACAUUAUACCAUCCUGUAUGACAUAUCAAAAGGAGUCAAGGGAGGCGUGAUAUCGUAUUCACGAUGUGAUAAGGAGAAGAAAACGAAGAUACCUGGUCCCCAGUACUAUUGUAUAAAUCCUUACAUCGGGUCGUCUGUAUUGAAGAAAUCUUUCAAUAUUACCUUGGGUAAAGAAAAAUUCAUCGGGGAGACGAAAAAAGUGAAAAGUCGAUUGUACCGUGGUCCCUCGAAAAAAACUCUUCGAUGGUUCGCUACGACGCACAAGGAUUAUCGACAUUGUCCUAUAACGUGUUUGACAGUAUCGCGAUAG